Molecule: messenger RNA, 1875 nt
Organism: Saprolegnia parasitica CBS 223.65
Lineage: Eukaryota; Oomycota; Saprolegniomycetes; Saprolegniales; Saprolegniaceae
Exons: 13
Coding region: 4-1845 (613 amino acids)
Biological process (GO): autophagy
Cellular component (GO): intracellular membrane-bounded organelle
Molecular function (GO): protein binding
Source: RefSeq, a predicted model, not a curated record
GCGAUGGAUUACGGAGGCCUGCUGCCGACGCGGGCGACGGAGGAGCUCGACCGGACGCCGGCAGCCGUCGCCGAGCGCGCGCAGCUCGCGAUCGCCGCGCCGGGCGUGCGCCCGUCCUUCCGCCGGGUCGGCCGCUCCAUGAACAUUGCACGGACCCUCGGCGAGCGCCAAGCUGGGCUCUCGCGCCGCCAAGCGUUUCCGAGCGAGACGAUCUGGGCCGAGAACGAGGCCUCGACCAAGCACGAGUGCGAGUACUUUGACAUGCCACCGACGACCAAGUCGGCCAUCUCGAUUGCAUUUAGCCCCGACGGGAAGACGUUUGCGUCGACCCACGGCGACCACACGGUCAAGAUCAUUUGCUACCGCACGGGCAAAAUCCUGCAGACGCUCGUGGGCCACCCGCGCACGCCGUGGAGCGUCAAGUACCACCCGACCAACCCGCGCUACGUCGCGUCUGGCUGCCUUGGCUUCCAGAUCCGGUUCUGGGACGUGUACUCGGGCCAGUGCCUCUACGAAGCGACGCUACGCCACGCGAUCAUCUCGGUCUCGUUUCACCCGUCGGGCAACAUUAUCGGCAUCGCCAGCGGCACCUGCGUCUACACGUGGGACUACCAACACUCGCUGCCGCGGAUAGCCAUGUUUAGCUAUCAAACGCUGCGGUCUGUCUCGUUCCUUCCGGACGCCAACAAGCUUUUGAUUGGCGAAGCCAACGAAAAAUAUGGGCGGCCGCUGGGAGCUGUGCCCGCCGACCUGACCGUGACGCUGACCAUGUGGGACUACGACCCGAUGUGGUCGACGUCGGUCGAACCGAUGGCGACACGCGCCAUGUACAACCCACGGGUCUUGCUCUCCCACGCGCUCUUGUACAACGACGGCGGCUUUGACAUCUCCAAGUGCGGUCAGUACCUCGCCGUCUGCACCGACUACUCGCUCUGGCAAGCCGAGCGCGAGGCUGAAAUGGACUCGCAGCACGACGUCGACGAGAUCCAGCAGCGCGCGGCCGCCGUCCCGGCAUCGGAGUCGUCGCCGCAGCCCCAUAUUCUUGAAAACAUGGCCUCCGAGAUACUCUCGCUGUCGCAGCUGCGCCAUCAGUCGCACCGGUUCUACGUGGUGCAGUCGUCCUCGACGGACCAGUCUUUGCAAGGCCACUUGCGCCGCCGACCGGGCACCCCCGAACAGUACACCACGCGCCGACUGCGGCAGCGUACCGAUUCCCAGCACGCUCUCCGACUGAGCUUGGAGACACCGUCCACCACCACGAAUGACGACGCCGCGUCGACAGCCGUACCGUGCCGCGUGGCCCAGAUCCGACCGCACAUUGCAUCGAGCCGCACGCGGCUCUCCAUGACGCAGCGCGCCCAGCGGGGGCAAUUAGCGCCGCAUUACCAGUCGACAUGGCUUGCGCUCAUCUCUCUCAGUGACGAGACCUUUGGGAACGUGAUGCAGACGACGCUGCUGGCCGAGACGGCGGCGGGCGGCGUGACGUCGGUCAAGUUUAGUCCCACGGGUGCGUACGUGCUCCUCGGCUACGGCGUGCGCGAUCGCAUCCAGCGCAUCAAUCAGUUUCCGCUGCACCGCGUGACGCGGAUCUACCGCUGGGAAGACAUGACGCUCGUGUCCCACAUGGAGUCGGAGGUGGACGAUGUCAACAUUGCGCUCUUCCACCCGCUGCCGGGCCACGGGUUCAUUUACGGCACCAAGCAAGGCCGCCUCCGCGUCUGUUAUGGCUACCGAGGCCACUUUAGCGACGUCCAGAACGACAAUGCGCUCCGAGAGACGCUGGACCUCCACGCCCUCUUUGCCCAUCGCGGCGCCGACUUUGCGAUGCCGCAACACGAAGCGUAAUUAGCCUUGUAAAAAUGGAGUGGACGGACG